GCUCCCCGGGCCUCCCCACUGUCCGCCAGGCGCCCUCUCGCCGGGGUCCCCGUCAGCGCCGUGGCGGACCCGCCUCUCCGGGGACCUCCGGGGCCCCUUCCCGCCUGUGACGGGCUCCGGGUUGAGGAUCCAGGAAAGUCUUGUCCCAUUCCUGAGCGGCCCCAGCCUGUGAUGGCUGGGGACCCCCACGCCUGAGGGGGCUCUCCCGAGCCACUGCCACCCUCCACCGCCUGGGGAGUGGGGGAGGCACGGGCACCACGCGAGGCCUGGCCUGAAAUCUCCACGCGGGUGCCCAGGGCGCCAGGGCGUCCCAGAAGCCCCACCCAGGGAAGAUCCGUCUUGGGGAAUGCAGCGACCAUGAUUCGUGGUGCCCAGAGCAAAGGAAAGACCACUUCCCUUCUGGGGCAGCACUGGAGCCAGAGCCCCGAGCCCCAUCUCAUCUCUGCUCUGCUUGAGUUUUCUGGAAUGGACCUGCCUACCAGGAAGCCAGGUCACCCUUGGUCCUGGUCUUGCCUGCCCCCAGGGGAACACAGGAAGCCUGUUUAUGAAUGUUUGAAAAUGCAUCUGUGCGUACAUGCGGGGGAAUUGGGACGUCGCGGGCUCUAGAGAUCUGUUCCGUUCUACAAGCUGUUAUUGAGUGCUUGCUGUAUACAGGAGGGGGCCCCAAGGCCGGGCCAGGAAGUGCCGCCUACUGACUGAUCACCAGAUGUUGACCCCUGUGCAGCAUCCUGGUGGGACGCUUUGGCUGCCGAGUGACGGUGAUGCUGGGGGGCGCACUGGCCAGCCUGGGCAUGGUAGCAGGCUCCUUCUGCCGAACCCUUAGCCAGCUCUACCUCACAGCAGGAUUCAUCACAGGCCUGGGCAUGUGCUUCAGCUUCCAGUCGAGCAUCACCGUGCUGGGCUUCUACUUCCACCACCACCGGGCUCUGGCCAACGCUCUGGCUUCGGUGGGCGUCUCCCUGGGCAUCACGCUCUGGCCACUGCUCUCCCGCUACCUCCUGGAGGACCUGGGCUGGAGGGGCACCUUCCUUGUCUUCGGCGGCGUUUUUCUCCACUGCUGCGUCUGUGGGGCCAUCCUGAGGCCCGUGGCCACCAGCAUGGCCCCUGAGACCACAGAAGCGCCCCCUCCACCUUCCAAGACACCUGCUCCCGGCUGCCUGGCAGCGUGUGGUCGGGCCAUCCAGCGCCACCUGGCCUUUGAUAUCCUGCGGCACAACGCGGGCUACCGAGUGUACACGCUGGGCGUUAUGUGGAUGAUCCUGGGCUUCCCGCUGCCGCACGUCUUCCUGGUGCCGUACGCCAUGUGGCACGGGGUGGACGAACACAGGGCGGCCCUCCUGAUCUCCAUCAUUGGCUUUAGCAACAUCUUCCUGCGGCCCAUGGCCGGGCUGGUGGCGGGCCGGCGGGACUUCGCGGGCCACCGGAAGUACCUGUUCAGCCUGGCAGCCCUGCUCAAUGGCCUCACCAACCUGGUGUGCGCCGCGUCGGCCGACUUCCGGGUGUUGGUGGGCUACUGCUUGCUGUACAGCGUGUCCAUGAGCGGCAUCGGAGCCCUCAUCUUCCAGGUCCUCAUGGACAUCGUCCCCAUGGAUCGGUUCUCUAGCGCCCUGGGCCUCUUCACCGUCCUGGAGAGCGUCUCCGUCCUCAUCUCCCCGCCCCUGGCUGGGCUCCUCCUGGACACCACCGACAACAACUUUAGCUACGUUUUCUACAUGUCAAGCUUCUUCCUUAUAUCAGCUGCCCUCUUCAUGGGUGGCAGCUUCUGUGCCCUGCAGAAGAAGGAGAGGCCAGGCAUGCAAGCCGAGGCAGAAGGAGCCAUCACGGAGGUGCCCUCAGAGCAGGGCCUCAUGGUGGAGGACUCACGUGGUGCCAAGAAGCACCUGUACACCGAGGUCAUGUAUGUGACCAGCAUCUGAGCCCUGAGGUCCAUGAGUGACCACUGCUGCAGCCCAGGAAUGUGAUGUCCAGCUGCCAGGGGCUGGGGUGAGGGGCUGCCCAGGAAGCCCAAAGCCAGAAGCCUUCUAGGCUCUGCACACUGGGACUCAGCCAGGAGCUGGGACCUUGCAGGCUGGCCUCCAACGACUCAGAGCUCCUUCCAACCAGCAGAUCCAGGAGCAGGUCCUCCUGAUUUUUUCUCUGGGGCACCAGCAUACCUGGAGCCUAGGAAAGUGAGUCUAAACCCUGCUUGGGUCUGUCACAGCCGGCUCAGCCCAGUGGGCUGCCCAGUACUAUCGCUGCCAUUCGACACACUGGACCCUCCAGUCCAGCCUGGAUGUCUCCGAUGUGAUCUCUUUGUCCUUCUUCGGCCUCCAGACAGUUCCAGAGAGUUUACCCCUCCUCCAAGGCUCUCCGCCCCCUUUCUUCCCAAGGGCCCGGGCACAGGUUGUUGGGCCUCAUGCUGACUGGAAGCUUGGGAAAAAGAACCCCCUGAAAGAAUGAGCUGGGACCGGCAGUGGUGGAUAGCCAGGCUGAGGGGUUGGCAUGGACACAGGACACGGACAGAUUAACAGUUGGGGAGAGGACCCAACCUGGUGUCUGAGCAAAGGGCUGGAGGGGAGCCCUUGGCUUGGGUCCUAGAAUCACUGAAGUUUGAGGGGUCCCCUGCACUCAGCAGUGCCUGCUGUAAGGUCUCCCUCCCUCCUGUGCCCCUGCCUUGUAUCUUGGUCAUAAAGCUGCGUGCUGGCGUGGGGGAAAGCCUGACAUUUGAGUGAGCAGGGGCGCAGAAGGAUUGCUAGGCAGGGCGGAAGACCUCUGGGAAAAUGGAGCUGUUUUGCAACAGAAGCCUUCUCUCCCUCUCCUGCCCUCCUCUCCCUACUGUGUCAGAGGUGUCCACCCUAGGGUAAGUAGCCGGCUGGGCCAGCUGCCAGCCCACCUCCACUCCCCAGAGGGCUUCUGCCUGGGGUGUGGAGGUCAGUGCUCCCCACACACCUACUCUUUUUUGCUGGUAGGGUUCCUGAGGUCAUCACUUGGGGGCUGGCUGUCAUCAGCCCAAGCUUGUCCCAGCAGGGUACCACCUGAGCCAAUGGAAACAUAGAGUUUGUUUGAAUAACAGACAAAAAACGUUCCGGCAGCAGGUUAUAAACCCCCUGAACUAAUGAAGCUGGAAAACAGGCCUUGAGUACUCCCUUCCCUCCCCCUUUAGUUCUCCCUGCUCAGCAGGCUCUGCUGUGACCCAAGGCCUUGUUUGUUGAUUCAGGCUCAACCAGGCUCCAACAAGAAAGCCUUAUCAGGAAAAUAAAAUUUUAUUUGCAUGACCUGA
This is a messenger RNA of Lontra canadensis (Northern American river otter), 3259 nucleotides long. It is a transcript of the gene SLC16A5, whose product is annotated as solute carrier family 16 member 5. The record is from RefSeq and is a predicted model, not a curated record. The coding region runs from base 762 to 1916 and encodes 384 amino acids. Gene Ontology annotation, molecular function: monocarboxylic acid transmembrane transporter activity. Lineage: Eukaryota; Metazoa; Chordata; Mammalia; Carnivora; Mustelidae. The transcript is spliced from 6 exons. Gene Ontology annotation, cellular component: membrane. Gene Ontology annotation, biological process: transmembrane transport; monocarboxylic acid transport.